UCAACCAUGUCGCAAUAUUUUCAACCACUUUCAGAAACCCAAAAAAUUGGAAUGUUGAAAGAUUUUGACCGAACCCCUGAAACGGUCAAGAGUGAUAUUGAAUCGAUCGAGGAGUGGCUCAAGAAGCAACCACAUUUACAAAAAAUCCCUACUGAUAUCUCGAUUGAAAGCUUUCUAUAUACGGCUAAAUUCAGUGUUGAAGAAACAAAAAGAAUAAUCGAUGACUUUUACACUGUUCGAGGGCAACUCCCCCGAAUUUUAAACACGAAAGAAAUGCAUCCGAAUUCUGAAAUUCUAAUGAAAUACGCUGACAUCAAUUAUAUUAUUCCGUUGCCAAAACUGACCAACGACUUGUGUCGAGUUGUUGUGUGUAAAUUUCUCGAAGAACCAGAAUUUUUCAAUCCCAUUUAUUCUUUCAUUUCCAAUACCAAUGUAAAUGUAAUUCGACUAUUGGACGACCACUGUAUUAACUCUAUCAUGAUUUAUGAUUUAGAAAAAUGUAAUUUGAGACAAUUAAGUAAAAUUACGCCGACAAUGCUUAAAAUAUUCUCCGAGCUUCGUAAAAAAAUUUUAAACAGAUCCGUUAAAUCUCUCAAUUUGAUUAAUUGUUCCUCAAUGACUGAUUACAUUCUUCGUAUUAUUAAGCCACUAGCAAGUCCCAAAGUCGUGGGACGGAUUUGUGUACAUAAUGAUUUGCAAAGUUUGUAUCAAAUCGUGUCUAAGGAAGUUUUACCGAAAGAUUACGGUGGUGAGGAGAAAUCUUUGAAAGAAUUGAACGACAUGCUUAAAUGUAAAUAUGUGGAAUAUCGGGACGUUUUUAACAAUUUAGAUAAUUUCACAAUUGAUGAAAAACUACGUCCCGCGAAAUUAGUCAACGAUGACCUUCUUGGUGUUUAUGGCAAUUUUAAAAAACUCACAAUCGAUUGA
This is a messenger RNA of Tribolium madens (black flour beetle), 927 nucleotides long. RefSeq lists its product as uncharacterized. The transcript has 6 exons. Bases 7 to 927 code for a protein of 306 amino acids. Gene Ontology annotation, molecular function: phosphatidylinositol bisphosphate binding. The record is from RefSeq and is a predicted model, not a curated record. NCBI's taxonomy places the organism in Eukaryota, Metazoa, Arthropoda, Insecta, Coleoptera, Tenebrionidae. Gene Ontology annotation, cellular component: membrane.